AUGAAAAUAUUUUUUAUAAUUUUAAUUUUAAUUUCUAGUUUUUUAAUUUUAAAUUGUAAAGGUCAGGGAUGUACUCAAUUCCUUUCACAAUUUAAGGAUCCAAAGAAAUGUAUUCAAAUUUCAAUUGCUGGUGUUAAUAGCCAAUCAAUGUCACAAGAGGGAUAUAAAGGAAAUUUAAUUUUUAAGAAUGGAUUAUUAGUUAAUAAUGGUUCUAUCAUUAAUUUACAAACAUAUGAAACAACUUGUACAUCUUAUCGUAAAUUAGUACAACCAUUCUUUGCUGAUCAAUUCCAAAUUAAUGAUUUUUCAAUUUCAUUUGAUGGAAAUAUUAAAUUUGGUGGAGUUUCUAGAAAAUUAUCUUGUUUAUAUUCAUCUGAAGGUUUUGCAUCUUUUAAAUCAAGUUAUUACCUUUAUUCACUUACUAUGCGUUCGUAUGAUAGUUGCCCACCACUAUAUUAUGGUGAACCAUGUAGACAAUAA
Dictyostelium discoideum AX4 is the source of this 480-nucleotide messenger RNA. RefSeq lists its product as hypothetical. The transcript is spliced from 2 exons. Bases 1 to 480 code for a protein of 159 amino acids. The record is from RefSeq and is a predicted model, not a curated record. NCBI's taxonomy places the organism in Eukaryota, Evosea, Eumycetozoa, Dictyosteliales, Dictyosteliaceae.